AUGAGAAAUGUUAACUUUGUAGGGAAGAAGUUUAAAAAAAUUGAGGAUGAUGAUUUAAAAGAGAAAAGGAAGAGAGAAUAAGCACUUAAUUUGAAAAGAAAGUUAUUGAAAGAUGAAUUCAAUGAGAUAGAUGAGCUAGAAAAGUUCACUACAAAAUAAUAAGAGUAUAUUUAAAGCACAAAAGGCAGCACAGAAUUUUAAUUUAGGAAAGAGCUAGAUGUAUAAGCUGAAAUUAGAUAGAGUAAGGAAAAGCAGCUCCGAGAUUUAGAAUAAUAAUUGAUAUCACUUACUUCAGAAUAAGGAAGUAAUUCUUAGUAUGCUAGUUAGUUUUAGUAAGAAAAUGCUUUUGCUACAAAGAGCCAAUUUUCUGCUAAAUAAUUUUCUACCAUAUUCAGCAAAUCUUAUUAUAGGUCUAACACUUUGAAUUUAUUAAGUAGGACUUAAAUGGCCAAUAAAUAAGAAAUAGAAGACCAUUUAGUAUUAAUCAAAUAAGAAAUAGAAACUACUCAAGCUAAUAUUGAAAAUGAAGAAGAGAGAACUUACAGUAUUAAAAAUUAAUUAGAUUAGUUGUUUAAAACAAAGCAAAAAAUCAAGCAUGCUCUUGGUGAAAUUGAGUCUUUAAAUGAAGCUGCAGAUCGUAGAUUCGAUAAUUUAUAAAGAAUUUAAUUCCUUGCUCAUGAGAAAGAAUAAAGCACAUCAAAGUAGCUUAACAAAAUAAAAACAGAAUUAUCAGAUUAAGAACUAAUGAGAUAAGGUAUUCUAUCGAGAUAGGAAGAAAAGAGAGAGAAAGAGCACAAAGGAAGAAAAGAUAAUGAAGAAACUACAGGAAAUAUAUUAAUAAAAAUAGAUGAGUAGCAAGUAAUUUUUAACUAAACGAAAUAACAACUUCAAGAGUUACUUAAUGAAGAAAGAAAAAUUAUUAAAAAACGUAUGUAGUCUAAAUAUAUAAUUAAGUACAUUUAGUUUUUUGAGAAAUUUAGAGAGCUUUUUAUGGGAGAUAAUGUAGAAGAAGAUAAAAUUAAAAAACUUUAUGAAGCCUAAGAUUUGCACUCCCAUAAUGAAGAAAAGUAAUUUGAUGAUAUAAUUAAAGAAAAUAAUCCAGAUGCAGAUGCUAGAAGUGUUUACUCGAUGAACUCUGCUGCACCAAUUAAUUUUGAGAAUAAAUCAAGCAUGUCUUACAAUAAAUAGAACAAAGAUUAGGUAAAGGAAUAGGACUAUCGUGACAACAAUAGUAACCUUAACUAAGAAGAUUAAGAAAUUGAAAGAACAGAGCUAAUUAGUUAUAUAAAUAGCUUUUUAGAUCAAUAUCCAGAUGGUUUAGACUCGUGUGUUGAAAAUAUAUUAAGGGUCUUAAAUGAAAUGAAAUACGAAUAAGAAACAAAUAAUGAAAAAUAUGAAACUCUUUUAAAAUCAAAAACUCUAAAAACUCAUGAUUUGCUCGAGUUAGAAAAGAGUUUUAAAGAGCUUUAAAAAAAUAACCCUUAUGUCGAACUCAUGAGAAACAAUAGUGUUGAGGAAGAAAGAUUAGAAAAUAUAUAAGAAGCAUUUGAUGCUGGGUAUGUUAAAAUUAACACCCCUAAGUACUCUUUAGUACCUGCUUCUCAUUAAGGAGAAGAACUAGCAAAAAAGCUAUCUCUUUACACUACAGUCAAUAUACUUAAAAUGUCUGACAUGACAGAUUUUGGACCUGUUGUAGAGGAAAUUAAAUACAAUAAGAACUUUUUCUUUAACUUCUUUAUGAAUUAUGGAGAUUCUAUUGUUAGAAUAUGUAAAAUUGUUAAGACUAUUUUCAAAAAAAUCUUACAAAACUCUCCUUCUCCCUUAAUGAAUAAGAGAUGCUAAGAGACAAUUAAAUAUAUAUCAAGUAUUUGGAUGGAAAACGAAAAAAAUAAAGAAGUUUUAGAGACUCUUCCUAUGCUACCUGAAUUGUCUUCAGUGCAGCAAAGCAACAUUUCUAGUGUAUAGUAAUAAAUGAAUCCUUCAGGCUCAAGUACUAAUACUAAUGCAUUGCAGGUUUAGAACAGUAAUAAGCAUAAAAGCCGUCUCUCUAUUGAUAACAUCUAAGCAGAAUAGCUUGAAAUUUUGCAUUAAAUAUAAGUUGAAAAAGAACUUAAAAGACAUAAAAAAUUUAAAAUUAUAAUGGAAAAGUUUAGCUUAGAGGAAAUCAAGGAGAUGUUUACAAAUAUUUUUGGGGAGGGAUAUGACUAAGAAGCAGCUGAGUUCUUUUAGGCCAUCAAAAAUGACAGAUUAGUUUGGUUUUUUUGUAAUACUGAAAAUAUUUAAGAGUUUUUGAUUAAUAGACAUGCUUCACAUUCUUAUGAUUCCAAAUAAACUGUAAAUGAACUCUUGAUGGAAUUUAUUGAUUUAGAAAACUGUGCAUCUUAAGAAUAUAAUAAUAAAUUAAAUGAGUUGUAUAAUCAUUUUGUUGGCAUGAUGAAUUAGAUUAAAACAGAAAGUAAAGAAAUUUUGGAUGAUUUAAAAGAAAAAAAUGUUGUGUACUACCCUUUUCGUCUUUACAAGCAAAGUGAAUAAUAAGUAAAUCCAAAGAUUGCUUAAGCUGUAGAAAAUGCUAUUAAAAGAUAAAAUGAGUAUUUGUUCUCUUUGAGUGAAAGUAACAAAGAUGAAAUCCAGCAAACAUCACCUUAAAAUAGUCAUCAUUUACAUCAUACAAUCCUAAAUUAAAAAAUUAGUAGUGAUGACAUAUAGAAAAACGAACCUUAAAACCAGAAGGAAGGCUCCCGCUUAUAACAAAUUAUUGAUUAUAUUGAGAAGGUACCUUCUUCUAGACAAAGAGAAGCUGCGAAGAAAAAGUAUAUGAUACCUUCAGGCUAUGGAUAAAAGACAUUAAAGAAUAAUGGUUCUGGUAUUUCUGGCGGAUAGAGUUUAUUAUCUUCUUCAUUAAUUAUCAACCAUACAAACAGUUCUAAUCAGUAAAUCUAAAUGGCAGCUAGUGUAUCUCAUAGCAACAGAGCUACAAUUCAUUUAAAUAAAGAAAUUUUACCACUUUAAUUUACUUAAAAUUCUUAAAUUUAGUCGUCAUAAUAAUAAUAGCACUAAUUACUUCAACAACAACAAACAAUGUCAUCUUAAUUUUAAAAUAAUGGACCAUAAAUAUUACAGUCUAAUUAAAUUAAUAAUUCAUAAAACCUAGCGAAUCUAUAAAACACAUAAAGUACAGCAUAAAUAACAGAUGUAACUUCAUCUUAAAGAAUUACACAAGGUGGUACAUCAGGUAUUCUAAAGAAAUAACAAAGAAAAACACAAGAUUAUAAAUCUUUGCAGGAUAUAUAAGAAGAUUUAUUUAUUGAUGAGAUAGCAAAAAAGUAAAAAUAGAGAGAGAAGUAAGAAUACAUAGAGUAUCUCAUAAAGGAAAAAGAAAAAAACAAAAAGUUGUUGUAGAUAGAAUAAGAAAAAAUACCAAAUGCCUAGUUUAAAGUCAUUCAAGAUUUAAACAAUAGAUUGACUUAAGCUACUGAUACACAAAAUAUGCAUAAAAAGACAUUAAGAUAGUUUAGUACUAAUUAGAAGAUAUUAUCAAAAAUAGAUAGGUUAGAUAAAAAUUAUGAUACAACAGCUACUACAAACAGGCUUUUUAACAAGAUAGAAGAAGAAAAGAAAAGUAUAUACAAGAAUAUGGUUUAGCAAGAGCAAGAUGAAAAGUAAGAUAAAUAAAACAAAUACACUAUUCAAAUUAAGUAAGAAAAUAAUGAAGACGAAGAGUCUGAAGAAAAUGAUGAUGAUGUUGAAACUCUAGGAAAAAAUUAUGCAAAACUUCGCUCUUAACAAUCAUAAACAUUUUCUUAUCUUAGAUCUACAAAUGCUAUGGAUUAAAGAAAGAAAGCAAACUUUGAAACAAUCAAAGGGUUAGAGAGUGAACGUUCAAAAAAUAAAUUAUUUUAGCAUCACACAAAUGCUCACAGUUCAGUAGAUAGCCAUUAAAAUGACUAUCUCCCAGCAACAACGUCUAAUGUCAGAGAAAAAGGUAGAAGUAGUGAGAAUAAUAGAUCGACUGUAAGAUCUUGGAAAACUAGUAUCAGCACAGCAGCUAAUUCAAAGAGACCUGAUACUCAGCAAUACUCCUCUUCAAAUAACUUAAACUCUUAAUUCUACUCAAGCCAAAAUCAAAAAUUCUUUCAGAAAUACACUGAUAAUAACGAUGAUAGGAUGCCUAAUAUCUAAGAAAAAAGAUCAUACAAUACAUCUUAAGAAAAAAGGAAAAUUCAUUCUUCGAAAAGCUCUUCUGAUAUUAGUGGCAAGAACUUUAAAUUCUAAUCCUAACUAAACAAUCAAAAUUCUAAAAAUUCAAGCUAAAAAAACACUUUUAGAGCUCCUUAAACAAGUGAUGCUAAAUUAAAUACUGAAUUUAAAGGUGGAAAUUACGAUAGAGCUAAUUUCUAUAACUUCCCUUUCUUCUCUCACCCACUAUCAGUUUAAAACAACACAUAUAACAUUCCUAUGUUUCCAAUGAUGACUGCUCCUUCUUUGAAUCUAUAUACACCUACAGGUUUACUUGUAAAUUAUGCUAAAAAUGAAAACAUUAGUAUAGUAAAUUCUCCUGAGUAUAAUUGA
Molecule: messenger RNA, 4569 nt
Organism: Tetrahymena thermophila SB210
Lineage: Eukaryota; Ciliophora; Oligohymenophorea; Hymenostomatida; Tetrahymenidae
Exons: 6
Source: RefSeq, a predicted model, not a curated record